CGAGGAUCAGAGGUUCACUUUUAUGGUCACUCUAAGACAACUAUUUGAAAAAGGAUAUUUUGGAAAAAUGUUAAGUACCCAAUUAAUUAUGGAACAGAUCCGAGAUCAUCCCAUUGUGGCCACCAUUAGCAUUGCUGUCGGCGCGGUUCUGGCAUCCGAGGUGAUGUGGAAGGCGGUUUUGUACUUUCGGGACAAACGGGAGAAGGCACGCCGCGUGCACGAAGUGGUCUGCUUCAAUGAACUGGGCGAGAUCUGUGCCACACAGCAUCUCCGGAACUGCAUGCCGGGAUCACCGGAACCCGUGGUGUUCCGCUGCAAGAACAAGCACUGCACCCUGAGAAAUGUGGGCAAGAUCGUGGAGCAGAUCGACCGGGCGGAGCACUCCAUUGACUUGGCCAUCUACACCUUCACCUCGCUGACCCUGGCGGAAGCUUUUAAGCGAGCCCUGCAGCGCGGCGUGAAUAUCCGGAUUAUCAGCGACGGGGAGAUGGUCUACUCCGGCGGAUCGCAGAUCACUACGCUGGCUCGCUUUGGAGUGCCUGUGCGCGUCCCCAUCACCACGUACAUGAUGCACAACAAGUACUGCAUAAUCGAUGGAGUGGAGCGCGUCGAGGAGAUUCGCAUGCUUAAGAAGCGCAAGUGGAUGCGUCCAUGUUACAGUAUCGCCAUCAUCGGUUCCGUCAACUGGACUCGCCAGGGAUUCGGUGGAAAUUGGGAGGCCUGCGUGAUCACCCAUGACGAGAAGCUAACGCUCAUGCUCCAGGCGGAGUUCAACCGCAUGUGGAAGGCCUUCGAGAAGGCCGAGAACAAAAUAAUCCAGAAGGAAUAGAAAACCUCAACGGUUAGGACUUGGCAGCUUUUUACCAAAAGGUUCACCCACAUUACCAAACAGUUCCUUUAAACUAUUGAAUAACUAUAAAAUAGAUUUGAUAAUAAUUCCCAGCGUAAGUGACUAUUUAGCAAGGUUUAGGAAUCGUAAAACAAUAAGCUUAACAAUUUACAUAGACCAGUUAUACCAAUAAAAAAGGUACAAAAAAAAUUUACAAAAAAAAAAAACAGUACACCUAAAAAUAAUGAUAUUUUUAAGCUUUGACUAUUUUCAUUAGUAAGUUAAGUUUAUCUUUUCAAUACCAUUGAAACAUUUUCGGGACUAGAAACAACAAGUGACAUCUGUGAUUGUCACACUGGAAUUAAUUAUGAUUUUAGAUUCUAUUUUUAUUAAAAGCUAGUUUUUGUUAUAAUCUGCUUUCAUUGUUAUCAUUUUGAAUUUUUAUAAAAAACUAUUGUUCAAAAAGGAAAUUUAUAACCAACUAUUACCAUUCAUGAAAAACUCUUAUUAUUUUUUUAUUUUAUUAUAUUUCUAUUGUUUUCUUAAAAUAAACCCAUUCAGCUAUAAACUA
Molecule: messenger RNA, 1400 nt
Organism: Drosophila subpulchrella
Lineage: Eukaryota; Metazoa; Arthropoda; Insecta; Diptera; Drosophilidae
Gene: zuc
Product: mitochondrial cardiolipin hydrolase
Exons: 1
Coding region: 23-829 (268 amino acids)
Biological process (GO): piRNA processing
Cellular component (GO): mitochondrion
Molecular function (GO): RNA endonuclease activity producing 5'-phosphomonoesters, hydrolytic mechanism
Source: RefSeq, a predicted model, not a curated record